Messenger RNA from Aplosporella prunicola CBS 121167, 829 nucleotides. RefSeq lists its product as uncharacterized. The transcript is spliced from 3 exons. Bases 29 to 376 code for a protein of 115 amino acids. Lineage: Eukaryota; Fungi; Ascomycota; Dothideomycetes; Botryosphaeriales; Aplosporellaceae. The record is from RefSeq and is a predicted model, not a curated record.
CACCUCCCUGCCACUCCUGCCCGCAGCCAUGUCCACCGAAUCUGCCGCCGCCCCUGCUCAAGCGCCGGCUCCGGCCAUGCGCAAGAACGGCAAGCAAUGGCACCAGCCGAAGAAGGCCUUCCGCCCCGGUUCCGGUCUCACGUCCUACGAGAAGCGCACCGAAGAGCGCAAGGCCCUCGCCGCCGUCAAGGCCAAGGAAAAGGAGCUGAAGGAUGAGAAAGAGGCCGCGAGACAGGCACACGUCCAGAACAUCAAGGACAGGCGCGCGAAGAAGGAGGAGCGCGAGAGGCACGAGAAGAUGGCCGCCAAAAUGCACGCCAAGCGAGCCGAGCGCCUGAAGAGACGGGAGAAGCGCAACAAGAUGCUCAAGUCUUGAGGGAGGAACGCGAAGUCGGCAUAUUACAAGCAUAAUACAAAAGGCGUGUGGGACAAUCGGCUUGUUAGACAGGAUUGGCGUCAGGCGUAGGACUACACGCAAUUCGCGUUGGGUUACAGCAGCAUUCGAACUGCGGCAUUUUCGAAUUUUCUGGCAGGCAAAGAAUUUAGCCUGGUUACCGAACCCCGCCUAGUAACUGCUCGCCUGGGGAGGGAUCUAGACGCAUGUUCGCCAAGAGAGGGAAAGGAUUGUAUCAGCGGUAAAAGCUAAGCAAUCGACAUAUCGUACCCAUACAACGCCACGAGCUUGUCGUAUGCCAUAUUGAGGCGGGUUUGGUUUGCUGUAGGUCCAUCAUGACCGAGCAGAGGAUUUAUACUGGCGACACAACGGUCGUCCACAAGAAAUUGGAAUGGGAAACUAGGUAUAUUGACAGUUUCUAUCAAUCGUAGUAGC